Molecule: messenger RNA, 6076 nt
Organism: Scophthalmus maximus (turbot)
Lineage: Eukaryota; Metazoa; Chordata; Actinopteri; Pleuronectiformes; Scophthalmidae
Gene: wdr95
Product: WD40 repeat domain 95
Exons: 29
Coding region: 1012-3690 (892 amino acids)
Molecular function (GO): calcium ion binding; protein binding
Source: RefSeq, a predicted model, not a curated record
UUCAAAACAUUCGUCAGGGAAAUCGGAGACACAAAUGUGACAUUUAAACCUCAAAAGUUGGCUUUGUCUACCUUGUGGUGCCAUGCUGUUCCUAAAGUUGUUGCUUUUAGACACAAGGUGUCACUAGCGUGUUACGUUGCAAGCCAAUGCCAGCUAACCGUUACUCUCCAAACUGCUUAGACUCAGUUUCAGCUCACAUCUCACCAGCAGCAAUAUGAAGGUGGGGUAAUGCCAAAGAUGCCAUUUUAAAUCAUGUCGAUGAUCAAUCUACCUGCAGGUGGACAGCACAUUGAGCAGGAGAGUCUAUCCACGAAGCCGGGGAUGGCCAUGUUUCAGGACAAAGUAAAACAAACAUAGUUGCUGAGGCAGCCACUUAAAUGGAAACCAACUAGAUUCGAAUUCAAGCUGACAGGAAUGAUCGAGCGAUGUAGGGGGCCGGUGCAAAUGCACCGUCUGACGUUUGUGGGUUUCAGUUGUAGAUGUCAGUCACACUCUCCUGCUUAAUGUAAUGAAUAAUGUGCAAUGACGGAUUAGGCGGAGCAGGCUCAGGACUUCAAAGUUAUGCAACUCCUAAUAAAAGAAUUUGGAAAGCAGUGGAGGUUAUGUGAGUGCUUUUAGCACUUACAUCACUUUGACUGAUUAAACAAUUAUCUUAACAAUUCAGGAGACACCUCAGGGAAACCUAGACUCCAGUUACAUUCUUGAGGAAUUAGGCUGUUUAUCCCUGUUAUUUAUUAAUGAUGGAUCAAAGACUGUCAUGGAUCAAGGGGCCGUUGCCAGGAAACUGUGGCAAACUGAAGAAAGGCCAUGAGCACAGAGAGUGGGGCCUGUCAUCUGGCCUCAUGCAAGCAUCUCAGAGACGCGUCACAGCAGGUGGUUGACUUGUGGCCGUUGCAGACGGUCAUUAAUUCUCAAAGGUGGUGUGUGUUGAUAAUAACAGUUCCCAGUUUCAACAUGCAGUGUUAACGUCUCCUCUCUGACCCUGAUUUGUAUUUUUAGCUCUCAGACCUUAUGAACGGCCUGAUCGAUGAGAGAAUAUCACUUGACAACCUGCAGAAACUGAAACUAGCAUUUGAGGACUUUGAAACGGGUGGCUUGAGAUGCAUCGAUGCGAAGAAUUUUGGACGUCUAGUGAAGAAGUGUUUGGGUUUGCCUGACACAAGCAAUGAGCAGAUCCAGGGGUUAUUUAAGAAGAUAGAUUAUUCAGGCCAAGGAAGAAUUUCAUGGGGUCAGUUCUGCACGUACAUGCUGCAGGAGUACAAGGAGAAGGAGGAAAGUGCGAAACGCAGUAAACAGGUGGCGUUUACUCUGCCAGCCACCACGAAGGCGUUGGGACACGGUAUUCCCAUUGUCAACAUCCACUCCGACCAUGAUGGCACCAUCAUAACAGUGCGAGAGGACAGUGCUGUUUGCUUCUGGAGCCCUGAGCUGCAACCCCUGAAGACCAAGCACCUAUUUACCGAAGGACCUGCCAACAGGAAGUCAAAGUGGGCAAGUGAUUUCACUCUGAUGACCGAGUACAACAAGCUGAUGAUUGCGACAGGGGACAGGGAGAUUCAGCUUUAUGAUCUGUCCACUCUGGAGCCGUAUUGCCAAAUCAAUGCACUAGACACGGUGCCUCUGACAUUAUACUACGGCUGCACUGGUCCUGAUAAAUGUUGCAUUUUGUAUGGAGACACUGAGGGAUGUGUGACUAUCAUUUUGAUAUCUUCUGUUGGAGAUACCCUCAGAUUAUGGAAUAAAUUACCAAAGGUUGAAAACAUUCCCAACAUAGUGAUUGACAACGCGGCGGUCUCGCCGAACGUGACAUUUGUCAGAUGGAAGGUUCAUCAUGGCUGGGUGACACAGGCAAAAUAUUUUCCAAGUUUCCAAGCUGUUGUCUCCUCAUCAAAUGAAGAAUCUUCUCUCGUUCUAGGCUGUGUGCUGCCUCUAACAGACGCGGAGCAGCAGUUGAGUGAGAUCAGAGAGGCCUGUUACGAAGGUAAGACCAAGAAGGUCCAGAUGAGCUGGACUCCGCAGAUCCGGGCAUCAUGUGACCAGACAGUUUUCACUGUUCACAAAGGUGUCAAGACCUUUGACCUUUGUCAAAAGCACAGCUUGUUGGUCACUGGAGGCAUGGACAGACUCAUACGAAUGUGGGACCCCCACUUUUCUGGGAAACCAACUGGCAUUUUGAAAGGCCACUCUGCUCCCAUCGUCCACCUCUGUAUCUCCUCUGAGGACAGCCAAAUCUUCUCUGUGUCCACUGACAGCACGGUGAAGAUCUGGGAUAUUCAAGACCAGUCUUGCCUGUUUACAGCAGACCCCAAAGCGAGCGGGAUUCAUGGUGACAUAUCUGCAUGCUCGUAUUCGUCCGCAAUGAAAUCUCUCUUCAUCGCAGCAGACUGCAUGGCAGUGCUCUCACUAAAGAUAAGGCCACAAUUUUGCAGCCGCCUGACAGUUUCGCAUAAUAAGCCUGUAAUGUGCUGCGGCUACAGUCAGGAGUUCCGUCAAGUUGUCAGCUGCACUGAAGGAUCUGUAGUAAAAGUCUGGGAUUUUGACACUGGGCGUCAGGUCUUUGAGUUUGGUGGCACACGGGAUCUGUCUGCCAUCACAUGCAUGACGUUUGACCUGAGAGGGAGGAGACUCAUCACAGGUGGAAGAGAUGGAUGUUUAAAGAUCUGGAACUUCAACAAUGGUCAGUGCCUGAAGACACUCAAGAAGGACGGUGAGUGUAACGAGGUGUGCGACUGCAUCUUUCUGAAAGUUAACAGGAACUCCUAUGUGAUGUCUGUCGGCCGGGACCGGAAGAUUGACAUUUACUCAGAUAUACCUGAGGACCUUCGUCAUGUCCAGAGGCCCCAGCCUUCGUGGGAGGAUGACCUGAAGAAUGGCCAUAAUGAGGACGUCCUUUGUGCGGCGCAGUGUCCUCCGUCCCUCCUGGCCACCAGCAGUUAUGAUGGAGAGAUUAUAGUGUGGAACGUCGUUUCUGGACGUAUACAGUGUCGGUUUGUCACCCCUCAUGCAGCUGAAUACCAAAGUGCUGAAGGACUGGACUUAAGUGUUCCCAGCAUCAUUUUCCUCAAGAACCUCAAGGUUUCUUCUGCGACAGCUCUCCUGUCUUCUGGAGCCGUGGGUUGUAUAAAUAUCUGGCAAGUGCUCCGUGGAGGAAAGUUUGUGAGCAGCUUCAAAGCCUCUAGAUUCCAGCAAAAGAUUACAAAACUGGCUAAAACAGACAAGGACACACUGCUGUAUGCUGCUGACCAAAUUGGUUACAUCUACGUUUACAACAUGAACAAGUAUUCCCCAGAGCAAAAAUCACCAAGAGCUGAAACCUUCUGGCGUGCUCACACAGGCAGAGUUUCUGGCCUGCAGAUUGUUGACAAUGAUCAAGUGGUGCUCACCUCAUCAACAGACCACACUGUGCGUCUUUGGAGUACACGUGGUGAAUUCAUAGGGACCUUCGGACAGUCUGAGAGCUGGAGCAUCCACAUCUCGUCCUCCUGGAUGCACCCUGCGGUCCCUUAUGAGGUUCUGAUUCAUCCUCUGAGUAUGCCAGAUCAUGACAUUUUAAACGUAAAAACACACCUCACUGAUGCAACCAAUCCCGACAAGGCCGAGGCCGACAGAGGGGAGCUACAGUCAGCGAGGCACAGUAAGUUGAGAACUCGUCCGACAUCCAUCAGUGACACAGACUUUGAGGAAGAUUAAAAAUCACAUUUUACCAACAGGAAUACACGACUGGACUCUUGUCAUAAAAUUGCCAGGCAUACUAACAAGCUAUCGAACCACUGCGCUGCUGAAAAGCUUUGAUACUUUGGAGCCACCAAACACCAGUGUAAGGCCUGACCCCUCUCUCGCUCUCUUGUAUUGAUCCUCUCAUAAGCAGCACUGAGCAACUGCAGUCAACUGAAUGAGAUUGGACUGUAUUGAUCACACUUGGGGAACUGCAACAUCCAAUUUCAUAAGAACAGAGCAAGCGCAAAUAAAAUACCUUGAAAUAAUAAUGAGAAUUUUGAGUAUAUGUGAUCACACACAAUGGGUUUUGGUCAUAAAAAGUUAAAAAGAAAUAUUGAAAGAAAGUGUGAAUACGUAGGCUGCAACAUUAGGGUGCUUUGAAUUGAGAAAUAAAAGCUUGGUCAGGGCGUUUUUGCUCAAACUUCCGGCUGUCCUCCUUCGCAUGUUGAAACACCCAACUGAACACAUCUCAGUGUUGGUAUGAAGUCAACCGAGAAGGCGUGGGGAACUCAUUACCAUUAAACAAGAGCAGCAGUGACAUUUAUGACUUCAGGCUGUGAGGCACAUUUUCCUCAGUAUUCCUGAGACUUAUGUGAAACAGUUAAGAAAGGGGUUUUCUACAAAAAUGCACUAUUGUGUGAUGGAUUAGAAAUUGCUCAUGUGGAUAUUCUCUGUAGUCAAAUACUUGUAAUUAUAUUUUACAGAUACUUCAUUCUUAAUGUGGCGACAUCCAAAAUGUUUGUGUUUAUGAUGGAUCACAUUACUGCUUGCAUGUGGAAAACAUCCCUCCUACUGAUUCGGAAGUUCCUCUCAACUCUACAAAGCUUUAUAGCAUUUGCUUUAGUGUCCCUCAAACAUUCAGUUUUGGUUCACUCUCACAUAGCGUUUUAGGCCACAGCAGCCAGAUGUUCAAAGAGAAAAGUUAUAAAAACUGACUGUACAGCAUUUAGAAUUAAUUUGAAGAGUCAGAUGUUUCAGCCUGGUCUCACCAAAAGGUCAAUUUAAUUUCAGAGGGUCAAUUCAUGUUUAACCAUCACAAAUUUUUGCAUUUCACGCCACAUAAUUUCUGCAAUGACUAACCUCUAUCCCUCCCAGCCCCGGUCAAAAUAGCCUUAAAGGACAAUUAGGAAUAUACAGCAGUAAGUUUCAUGCAAAACGCUUAAAAUGCAUUAAUGAAGGUUUUCUUCAUAACUUUCAUGAAUUUGACAAAGUGAAGGAUCUAUCUGAUGCUGGAUUUUACCACAUUAAAGACCACCUGUUAGACUUUGAUGAAGUGGACAGAGACUGUCAUGAUUGCUAAUCAGAGUACACACUAAUUCGCAGGGGCAGUUACAUCUAAGAACAUGACAAUAAAGAAUAAAAGUAAUAUAGAGGUGGAGAAUUUUUGUUAUAGGUAGGUGGAAAGUGAGCCAUGCUCUAUGAGUGUGACAUGAAAGAAAUAAAAUAAGGUAUAUUGUACAGUGAGUGCAUGCAAUUUUGCACAGUCCAUCAAUAAUUUUUCCCAAUGUUAUUUAUAUUUGUUGGGCCUCCAUUCAUUGAAAUCAUAGCCACAGAGCUUUUGAAAACCUGCAAUUUAUCAUUCCCUGUUCACACAAACACCAUGCAGCACUCCCCAUCCUGAGGGUGUGUGUGUGGGUGAGCAAUUUAAUGUUAACAAACAAUAAGAGUAACCAAAGGGAGGUUAUACACACCACUUUUUUUUUUUUUUGAUUGCUGCAAAUAUUACAACCUGGCCCUGUUACCUAAUUGCCCACAUAGAAUCACAGCAGUGGGAGCUGAGAAUUAUUCAGAAAUAGUCGCCUAUAGAGGGAAGGAGAGAACUGUAAUUUUGAAAGUGGAAGUCAGAAAUCUUGGGUGGGAAAACUCUUAAUUACAGGUCCGAGCUCUCCACAAGUCUACAUAGUUACACCCAGUGUGAUGUUGAAGUGAAAACCAUCUUCUCAUAGGAUGAAAUAUGUUAUUCAUUACAUUCAUAUUCUUACAGUUCUGUGGAGAUCUUUUUUAAUAUAUGUGUCAGGAUCCGCCUCUUUCCCCUUGUUCUCCUGCCUCCCCUUCCCUCUUCCCUCUUGCCUCUGUACUCUGUACUCUGUACUCUGUACUCUGUGUGUGUGUGUGUGUGUGUGGAGCUGGGCGUCGCCAUGGUCUCCGCUCUCCUGGAUGCAACCAAGCCUGCACAGCUGCUGCCACUCCUGCCAUCCUCUCACCUUCAGUCUGCAGUAUUUAAGACCGGCUCAUUCUUCCACUCGUACAGUCACCUUCCGUGGUAUUACGUCAGGUCUCAGUUUGUUUCAUGUGAUUAGAUCAAACUUCCAUGUUUAAGUCGACUUACCUUGAUUCCUGUUUUUUGCUCUCUUUCCUC